UCAGCGGGAACCUCGAUGUCGACAUGUUCAACAAGUUCAUGGCGGAAUUCCUCCGGGAGAACAGUGCCAAUCUGUUCCGAUCGAAGGGUGUGCUGGCGUUCAAGGACCAGGAGCGGAAGUUUGUGUUCCAGGGAGUGCACGAGCAGAUUGACUGCGAGCCGGCGAUUAACGGGUGGGCCGAGGGCGAAGAGCGCGUGAGCAAGAUAGUCUUCAUCGGUCUCGACCUGGACAAGGACUACAUCACCGAGAGCUUCAAGGCUUGUAUCGUGCCAGAGGCGACAGAGGCGUGACGUAGAUCAAUAUUCCACUUGUCGUGACCAUUGGGACAAAAUGGUAUCUGUUAUCCGAAUGGUCCUUUUAUUUCCGAACAAAGUGGUAUUUUCGUCUAAGUAGCAAUAGUCAGAGCGAAAGGCAGCAACCCCCUUUCUUCUUCGAGACAACUCGCAGCGAGACGUCGUGCGACGAAGAGAACGAAGCACGAGGAAAAUAAUCGCACGUCCGUUUGGAAAAGUAUCGCACUUUUUUGUUUUUUCUGCGCGGCAAUGAAGCACGGCUUAGGAUUGUAUUCCGUUAUUUUGGCCACGUACCCCACCCCCGUGUGUGUAUGCCGAGAGGAAGAGAAAGACGAGUUCCCCAGCUGCGUGUGGGACUCUCGAUGGAAAAGCUUCCUUUUGUUUCCCCGUUACUAUGCGAGGGUGUGGCUCCCGCUGGACUCAAACUUCAUAUGCCGAUUGUAUAUGCGCCUCUUGGAUCUGUUGGAGGGAGGCUGGUGCGAAAAAUGAAUAUUGGGGUACAGCAGUGUGUUGUGCUGCCUUUGUUUUAUUUGUUGUUUUAUUUAAGUAGUCUCCUGCUUUUUUCUGAUGUUGUCGCAGUCGCCUUUUUUGCGGGUGAUCGGUUUGGCGCAGGCGGGCGCCGCGCCCUCAUGUGGAACAUGGUUGCACCGAGGAAGGGAGGUCUUCGGGACCUUGCCCGCGGAAGAGGGACUGAAACAGCAUGCAUACGCUUCGCUUGUUUUUCGCAUGUGGGUUGAAGGCGUUGGGAAAGUGGCAAGCGUGUUCCUGUGCACGCUCUUUGUGUUUUCACAUGUUUGUUGUGUGAUGCUACAAUACAGCUGGACGUGCCCUUGCUGAGUUUAAAGAACAUUCCCUCCGAACCAUCGCCGGUAGCUUGUGGGCGGAGUGGAUGGCGAUAGCGGGCUCAUGUCGUAGCUGAGUGUGUGCCCGAUUCAUGUGUUUUACAUAGUAGCCGUUGUGAUUUCUAGUUGCCUGCCUCCCGUGGAAGAGAUCGCUCUCUGAGAAAUCGCCGCUAAAUCUAAUCAACAGUUC
Messenger RNA from Ectocarpus siliculosus, 1325 nucleotides. Lineage: Eukaryota; Phaeophyceae; Ectocarpales; Ectocarpaceae. The record is from the annotation of a GenBank genome assembly.